This is a messenger RNA of Hirsutella rhossiliensis, 2931 nucleotides long. RefSeq lists its product as uncharacterized. The transcript has a single exon. The record is from RefSeq and is a predicted model, not a curated record. Lineage: Eukaryota; Fungi; Ascomycota; Sordariomycetes; Hypocreales; Ophiocordycipitaceae. The coding region runs from base 1 to 2931 and encodes 976 amino acids.
AUGAUGCUCUGCGACCUCGGCUCCGGCGGCCUCUGCGGGCUCCUUGUCUGCAUGCUGUGCGAGGUCUUCCUCGCCCUCACCUCCCCCCUCCUCGACAUCGCUCGCCGGACAUGCGAGCUCCUCCUCCUCGGUGCCGGGUGGUUCCUCACUGCCACCCGUCUCGGCACCUACAUCCUCCUGUGCCUCCAUCUCUCGUUCGUGUCCCCGAGCCUUGGCUGGUUCCUCAUGACGGUCUUCUGGUUCGGCGAAGCUGUCACCAAGGCCGGGGCGAGGGGGCCCGACGUCGGGUUCAUCCUGGCGGAGAUUUGGAUGGCUUUCACCAUGCUCGCUCUCUUCGACCUCUGUGUUUCGGAAACCCCGGCCAUGGCACGUUGGGUCAUCCAGUUGCUCACUCGACAAUUUCACCAAGCACUGGACGCUGACAUCUCGUUGCCCGACAAUCUCAUCCGGUGCUACAUGCCUUCCGGCAUCGGGUCGCCUGGCGACCUUUACUACCGCAGCCUCCUUUGCGGUGGUACCAUGGAAGAGCAUGCAGCUCCGAAACACGAGCAAGACGCCCUUCGCGAUUAUGGUUAUCUGAGGGUGAACGAUACCUGGAUUCGCGACGUCUUGAAGAGGAGACAGCAUGGACGCAAGAUGGCCCAACUCGGUGCCCCCCUGUCCCCAUUUUCUCUGCCCACGGUUCGCCGUCGCGCCUUUGGACCGACCACGAACCUGGAUACCCCCGUGCAGCAUCCCCAGACGGUGCCUCUCGACUACGACAACCCCAUCGAGCGGUCUGGGGCCCAUCAAGGGCUGUUCCCGAUGCCCUUGGACAAGCAGCUGCACGACAGAGAAGAACGGGACGAGUCGACGGCAGGGGCCAUUAGCCCCAUCCGAGACCCAGAGGACGGUUCCGAGUCCUCUGGUGAGGAUCAAUGCCCUGCCGUCGGCUUCACGGCCACAUUUGAAAAUCCGGACAGCUCCCCAGAGCUGAGAGAUGGUAGUGGCCGGGGGGAGAUGACGGCCGGUGAGGAACCCGACGGCUCGCGAGGGCCUGAAGGUGAAGCCGGCCGGGGAUCGAUAAUGGACGCCCAGCUGGACGGCUCGCAAGGGUCGGACGGGGAAGGCGGCCCGGUCCCCGUCAUCACCGCCCAGGAACCCGGCGACGGCUCGCAAGAGCCUGAGGGAGACGGCGGUCAAACACCGAGUUUCGCCGCAUCGGGCCCCGAGACCCUGCUGGAGGGGUGGAAGGGUGACGAGAUGCGGCGAGGCCCUCUUGCCGCCGUGGGGUCGAACGGUGAGGAGUUCGACGCCCGCGGCACUUACAACGACCGGCCGCCCGUGGGACUGGGGAAGUCCACCGCCGCCGGCGUUGCAGAUGACGCACCCGCCGCUGCCCGGAAAGGCAGCAUGCUCGACUGCGGAGCGGCCCAAGACCCAGAGCCGGUCUCUGGUGAGGGCUUCACCCCGUUUUUGGGCGCCACCCUUGCGCCCGAGGCCUCUAUUGGGGCCGAGGGCCAUGUGGUGACGCCCACAUGCCAUGUUGGGGACCCUGGACUGGAGGCGUCUGACCGCCUCCUCGUGUGGGGGCCCCAUCCAUCUGGCGAGGCUACGUUGGUGCUUGAAGACUCCAUGGAGUGGGAGAGCACUGGCCGGCCGAUCGUGGUGCAGGCAGCGGCGGAUCUUUCGGGGUCUGUCGUGGUCGACCACGGAUCGCCGAUGGAGCUCGACACGGCCGAGGAACCAACCGACUUUCGCGGGUCGUUUGGGGAGGUCGCCGGUGGCCUGGUGGACGACUCCGAGAACUCUAUGGAGUGGGAGGAGACGUUCGCCGUGGUCAUCGGAGGAACCGCGGUGGCGAAGGAGAUCGAAUCCGGGCUCGUCGACUCUCUCCAACGCCGGUCUCUCUUUGGCGAGACAACCGCGGGCUCCGAGCACAUGGCCGCAGUCGAAGCGGCGGGUCGUGCUGGCGCAGUCUUGGAAGUGUUAAUUCACGAAACCGCUGGCCAGCUUUCGAGAAUGACCAUCUCGGACCCCGAGGCACUCUUGGAAGACGGAGACAUGUCGGACGCGGCCGUCCAGCAGGCCGUGCCGGAAGUCGACGUUGAAACCGGUGCCCAGAACUCGAUGGUGGCGGUGGACGACACCCAUCAGGUGCCUUCGUUCACGACCCUGAUGGAGGAUGCUCAAUUCUUCGACGACAUUGCGUACAGCUUUCCUCGCGCAGUCGUCGACGCGUCUAACGUCGCCGCCACCAUCGCCCCAGCUCCCCCCCUUGAGGCCACCCCCGACCUGGCGUGGGAUUCGCUGGUCGAUCCCAUGUCGGUCCUUUCCGCCCAGGAGUGGGCGGAGCUGGAGGCAGAGUUCGGGCUGAAUGCCCCCGACUCCUCGGCUUCGGCUGGGGAGGUCCUCAGUGCACCCGUGUCAGCCCAGGGUAGGGUACGUGUGGUGCCUGAGGCGGGGCCUCAGUCCAGUGCCGAGAUGGUCCUCGCCCCCGAGGUUGGCCAGGAGAGGGCCUUCCUCGAGAUUCAGGCACAGGAGGACGGGGAGGCGGUACAGCACCGCCAGGAGGUGAUGGAGGGCAUCGCGGAGCCCCCAUCAUCUUCGGAGCGACAAGCCACAGAGCCGGCGCCAGUUCCCGAGGCCCCUCUGCCCGCGCUCCCCCCGUCCUCCGUAGUCAGUGUGCCGAAACCUGAGACGCCCGCAUACGAGCGUCCCCGGCGAUACAGCUUCGACACCGACUUGGAGCUUCCUCGAAAGGGCGAUAACGAGGACGCUUCCAAGGAGGAGGUCAUGUUGGACGAUGCCGAGACCGUAACGGCUCGUCCCAAGCUGGUCGCAAGGGGCCCUUGUGUGGCAAAGGAGGCGGCCAACCAGCUGCGGCAGGACGACGCAGGCAAACCCAAGGCCGUCAAUGCGAGGGACGAGAAGGACGAUGAGCCGGGCUAG